AUGAGUCUUUAUAUUAAUGCAACAGAGACCUUUGUCGCGAAGUACGUCCCAAUCACGCGGAGUAUGCGUCACAUCGUUGCAUCUCGACAUCUUCAGUCUAUCGAAACCUGUCCACACAGCAUAUCGCAUGGUACUUCUUUGCCAAAGUUAACUUCUUUUGCGCUUUUUGGCAGUCUACCUCCUGAACUCCGCGCUCAAGUUUGGGCCUUUGCUCUCCUAGAGUCUUCUAUGGUAGAGCUUGAAUUUCUACCUUCCAUGAAUACCUUGUCAGGUUCCGAAUCGUCGUUGCCGCCAUGGGGAUUUCGGAAGAAGAUACCGCAAUCCCUUCUUUCGACAUGUGUUGAAUCCAGGGAAGAGGCAUUUGAGUGGCUUCGGCCAUUUGGGUAUUCGAUGGAAACUUUACUUUCUAUAAAUUUUGCGAUCGAUUCAUUAUUUCUCAGAAAUCUGGACUUUGGUUUUGUUCAAGACUAUUGGCCACCAGCCGCGAAUUUUUUCGGGAGUGGUGGCCAUUUGGUGCCUCUCUUGGGCAUUUUUGAGAGUGUAGAAAGUUUGGUGAUUUCUCGAAAAUCAAUUUUGGGUGCAGAAUGCGAAGCAGAAAACAUCAUCCGCCAUUAUUUCCCGAAUCUCUGUUUACUCAUCGUUACUGUCGACUUUCAUUCAAGGGAUGAACUCUCUUUGAACCACCCUUCUCAACUUCUACUACAUCCGGAAAAUGAUCGUCAUAUUUCGGUUUUUGGUUGCGCCGUAUCGACAUGUCAUUGGGACGCUAUCUAUGCGUCAAGGAUAAAAGUAAACAUGCAGAGACGGUUUGCGAGACAGGAAAGAAUUCAUAGAGAGUAUAUUGCGCCCGCCAUCAAGGUUGCGAGCGCCCGUCCCUCCUAA
This is a messenger RNA of Sclerotinia borealis F-4128, 882 nucleotides long. NCBI's taxonomy places the organism in Eukaryota, Fungi, Ascomycota, Leotiomycetes, Helotiales, Sclerotiniaceae. The record is from the annotation of a GenBank genome assembly.